CCAUUCCCUUUCAGUCCAAAGGCAGAGCCAGAGCCUGAGAAGAAACCAGAGCACUUACCAAGGAGCCAUGGGGAUGUUGGAUUCCAGAAAGAGCCUGUGGUCCCAGGCAUUGUGGAUUUUGAGUUGAUCCAGGAAGAGCUGAAGACCUCUAAGCCCCAAACACCAAGUGCCUAUCGCUUUGGACGCCUCAGCCACCAUUCUUUCUUCUCCCGGCACCACCCCCAACCACAGCAUGUGACACACAUCCAAGGUAGGACCAAGAUGGAACAUAGACUAGAUGUCACUGUCAGGCUCCAGAUGGGAAGGAGUCUACCAGGCCCCCGACUCACAGAUUUUAUCUCCUCUGCAGAUCUCACUGGGAAGCCUGUCUGCGUGGUCAGGGACGAGUUCUCUUUGGCACCCUUGACUCAGUCUGCACUCUUAUCCAGCUCUCUGAUGGGGAUGCCCACAAUCUCUGUCCCUAUUGGGGACCCACAGUCCAAUCGGAACCCUCAGCUUUCUUCUGACUCCUCCUGGAAGAAGAAUCUAAAGGACCUAGCUUCCCGAGUGGCUGUCUUUACUAAGGAAAUGGAGACAAGGACCAACGAGCUGAAGGAAGAGCCUCCUCUGAGGGAACAGGGUGCAAAGUACUCAGCUGAGACCGGUAGGCUUAUCCCAGCUUCCAGCCAGGCCCUCAGCCGCCGCAGCCGCCAGGGCCAGCGGGGCCACCCUGCUGGCAGAGAUGGAGGAGCCCAAGCCUCCAUUCUACAGGACCAGGAGCUGUUGAUCUUGGAGCUUCUUUGUCAGAUUCUACAAACGGAUUCUCUAAGUGCUAUCCAGUUCUGGCUGCUUUAUGCUCCACCAAAGGAAAAAGACCUGGCACUGGGCCUUCUGCAGACAGCGGUGGCUCACCUCAUCCCCAACUCACUCCCCUCCAUCCCAGAAGAGAAGCUCUUGAACCAACUCCAAGAGCUUCAAGAACCUCCUCAAGAGACACAACAGGCAACCUACAGUCCAUCCCUGAAGAAGACGAAGACACCACCUUUAUCCAAGACAGAAAAGCCAGAGUCCAUGGGCAAAGCUCAAGUCCUCCGCUUGCAUCCCAGUGAGGACUCAGAGGAGAAAACGACCAAGUCAAAGGCUGAGAGCUGAAGAGCACAGCCCAGAGCACAGAGAUUUCUGCCUAGCUCAAAGGCAGCUUCUAGACUUGGGGAGGAGGGCUCCUCUCCUUCCACAUCAACACCAGCCCCUGGUCUCCAACCAUACUCUACUAAAUAAAAGGCUGCCUUCCCUGAAUGAGGACAGUUCAACUCUCC
Molecule: messenger RNA, 1295 nt
Organism: Phodopus roborovskii (desert hamster)
Lineage: Eukaryota; Metazoa; Chordata; Mammalia; Rodentia; Cricetidae
Gene: Tbata
Product: thymus, brain and testes associated
Exons: 9
Source: RefSeq, a predicted model, not a curated record